Molecule: messenger RNA, 2079 nt
Organism: Ciona intestinalis (vase tunicate)
Lineage: Eukaryota; Metazoa; Chordata; Ascidiacea; Phlebobranchia; Cionidae
Source: RefSeq, a predicted model, not a curated record
CACACUAAUUGAUGCCACUUCAACCAACUGUGGUUUUGAGGUUCGAUUAAGACUAUUACCGAUAAAAGAAUUCCCGAGUACAUUGGUUACUUGUUUUUACCAGUGGGCGGAACCAUAUACGUAUCGGAUAAAAAUAUAGCUUUGCAGUUUAAAAUAAUGUUGCUAAAGUGUUAAGAGUAACAAAACACAUUUUAGAUAACUUUUUAAAGAGCAAAAGGUAGUCGUAAGCAUUCAUUUUACUUUUUGUAGUGUCUAAUAUACUCAGAAUUUAAGGAUACUUAUCUUAUAAAUUUGAGAUGAAGAACCCGCAUGUACGAUGCAAGUUGAAACACGUAUUCAUAUUUGUGCUUUUGCAUGUGAUAGUCUAUCAAGCAACAGGACAAGAUGACAAUUACUGGGGAAACUAUAACUAUGGAGACUACGGUGGAUACUACGGUAACUAUUCCGGUGGCAACUACGGACCUUACAACGGUAGUUAUGGUAACUAUGGUCCUUACAACGGUAGUUAUGGCAACUAUGGUCCUUACAACGGUAGCUAUGGUAACUAUGGUCCUUACAAUGGAAGUUAUGGCAACUACGGUCCUUAUAAUGGUAGUUAUGGCAACUAUGGAAUGUACAACGGUUCCUAUGGUAACUACGGACCGUAUAACGGAAGCUACGGAAACUAUGGCUUCAAUGGAACCUACAACUACGGUAACUACAGUGAUUAUGACGUGACUAACCAAGAAGAAGAAUGCGGUGGGGAAAUCACAGAGUUAACUGGUGCUAUUACUAGUCCGGGCUAUCCAAGUGCAGAAGACCCACAGUCUACCUACCCACCUAAUAUAGAUUGCUUGUGGUACAGAGAUGGGACUGGCAGUACUCUUGUUCAGUUCAAGAUUUGGGAUAUGUCGAUUGAGAUAGGAGAAAACGAUUCUAACGUGACAUGUGACUUUGAUUUUCUCAAUGUGUCGAUCACUUCAAUUGGUUGGAAAAAAUUCUGCGGGUAUACGACGCCGACAGAAGAACUGGUUGGAAUAGGAACGAUUGAUAUUCAUUUCCACAGCGAUUCAAGCGCUAAUUUUCGAGGAUUUACAUCAUCUUAUACAAUUAAAGAAGAUCAUUUUCCAUGUAACCCUAACCCUUGUCACGAUGGAGGAUUUUGUUCGAUAAAACCUGGUGGAAUAUUUGCACAAUGCAAUUGCUACGAUGGGUACACCGGCGAACAGUGUGAGAUAAACAUAGACGAAUGUGCUGACGACCCUUGUAAGAACGGUGGAACAUGUGUGGAUGGUGAUAACAGAUACACUUGUACUUGUCCUCCAUUCUGGACCGGUUAUAACUGUGACACACCUCUAGGGGUGUGCGAUUCACAACCAUGUUUAAAUGGUGGAACAUGCACAGUUGUGUCUGAUACUGAAUACAAAUGCGAAUGUGAAAUUACUCAUGAAGGUGCACAUUGCGAAACAGAAACUGGCGUCGUGGGCACGAAAACUGACAAAGUGGAGCCAGAAACUGGAUGCAUUAACCCCGGUAUCCCGUACGUGGAGGAGGGAAAACGUUUCGACGUAAAUGCUGUCGUUCAAUUCUCUUGUGCGGACGGUUACACACUCGUAGGGCAGAGUAACUUGACGUGUUAUGAGAACGAAACAUGGUCCGACAAAAUGCCAGACUGCAUAGCGGACGAACCAGGAGCUGAGGCGUUAGAGCAAAGCGAUGGUGGUGUAGACGCAUGGACGGUUGCCAUGGUUGUGCUUGGGCUUGCCUUGUUCAUAAACAUCGUCAUAUUUGGCUUGUGGGUCGCAUACAAAUGGCCUUGGAUGAAAGUUGGACAAGUCACAAGCAUGAACAACGCCAUGACUGCAUCCCAGGCAAAACUUAAGCAGCUGCAAGACGCUGCUUCUAUCAGUUCGAUCAGUAUCAGCAGUGACGAAACCGAAGAUGAUGACGUCACGAGCGAAAGUGACGCGUCUGAAAUAUUUGAGAACAAAUUCGUGAGGGACGUUCCAUAGGGUCUUGGGUUUCAUUUGUUCCUGUUUUGUACAUAUAUAGUUUGAAUAUUGAAAAUUUGAAGACGAAUAAAGUUUGUGUCAAUGUUUA